UAUUGUUUGUAUUGCUAUCUAUGUAUACAGUGCGAGCGCGUAAAUACGAUACGGGGCUGUAUUGAUUUUGUGUCUAAAAAAUAUCAAACUGCUGCAUGGUCACCCAUGAAUGAAAGUACAGAAUUAGGAGAGGACUUCAAGUGCAAGCUCCCAAACGUUUCGAUGUCAACUCAAUCAAAAACAAUGCCAAUGAUUGAUUUAAAAGUUUACAUCCGCGUUGUAGCCGCAGUGUUUUCGAUUUCUUCAGCAACAGCAUUAGUGAUGGCAUUGCUCCGGCUAUUGACACCUAAUCUGUUCUAUGUGGAACCUCUAGAUGGCAGCAAUAUUGUGUUGCACUACUUUAUAACCGGUUUAAUGGUGGUCACAAGUGCCAUUGGCCUUCUCAAUAGCUGUGUUGUGAUGAACCGCAGUGCUGCAAAGAACACAGGCCGCAAUAUAACCACUUGGCUCCUGCUGGACUCCCUGUUCGAGACAACCAGGGUUGUGUACGUCUUCAUCUGUGAGGUUGUGAUAAAGGGCCGAGGCUCUUUACAGACAUAUGAGAUGUUGAUAAGCAUCGCGCAAUACUUAUUGGACAGCUUCCUGUAUUGUCAGAUGAUACUCAGGCACUAGUAUAGAGCGUUACUUUUAUUUUAUGUAUCCUAGAUAGUUAUUAGUGUCCAAGUUAUGUACACAAAUGUAAGUAUUGCAGACAUUCCAAAAAGUAGUGAUAAAAUCAUUUAAGUCACACACGUCAGGGGUGUCCAAACAUUUACUGAACGGUGUUAUUAUAUAUGAAAUAUAAUUUUACAUAUAUUAUUAGACUCUAUUAAAUAAUUUU
Vanessa tameamea is the source of this 820-nucleotide messenger RNA. RefSeq lists its product as uncharacterized. The transcript is spliced from 4 exons. The coding region runs from base 106 to 612 and encodes 168 amino acids. The record is from RefSeq and is a predicted model, not a curated record. Lineage: Eukaryota; Metazoa; Arthropoda; Insecta; Lepidoptera; Nymphalidae.